AGUUCGGAGCUCGCGAGGGGUAGCCCGUGUUUGCUUUCCUCCCUGUGGCCGCCGAGCAGAGGAGCGCCGUGGCGCGCUGCCAGACGGCGCGGCUCCCGAGGAGGGCGAGGGUUCAUUCACCUGGCGGCUCCCGCAACCGGGCAGGGUGGAGGGCUGGAGGGCGGGACGAAGGGAGCUGGACGCGGCGAGGAAGGGAAGGCGCGAUCAUGGCGAGACGAGCGGCCGAGAGGAAGGACUAGGCGUCGGCGUCCGGAGGGGCCUUCCUGCGGCAGGAGGGGAGGGGGCGUCGGGCGGGCCGGGCGAUGGCCUGGCGCUGCUGGCGGGGCUUGAUUUGCAGCUGCCUCCUCUGGUCAGUACAUGGCAUUGUACCUGAGCCUCAAAAUGUGAGAGUUCAUUCAGUUACUUUUAACAGCAGUCUCCAGUGGGAUGCUCUUACUUUUCAUAAAGCAAAUGUAACUUAUACAGUCCAGUAUAAAAAGCAUUCUGGUGAAUUCGCUGAUCUGUGCACAAGAAUUGCUUUCACAGAGUGCAGCAUGUCAAGUAUACCUCUACAUGGUAAUUAUACAGUAAGAGUCCGAACUGAAUCUGAGAUGGGGCAGUCAAACUGGAAAAGCAUCACCUUCACUCCAAUAAAUACAAUCAUUGGACCUCCUGAAGUACAUGUUAAACCAGGACCUAGGGUUUUGUAUAUAGAAGUCGAAGGUCCUUUUUUUCAGAGCGAUGCUCGUUGGUCCAUACAGCAUUUUUACAAUAAUGUGGUUUACAACAUGGUAAUCUGGAAGAAAGGCUAUGAUGAACAGAUGAAUGUUGUGAAUAUACAGUAUGAUUCAGAAAAGCUGUCAAACCUGGAUCCGUGGACAACAUAUUGCAUUCAGGUUCGAGCAUUUCUUCCUGAAUCAAAUACAACAGGACAGUGGAGCAAAAUAUCCUGUGUUGCAACAACUAACAAUGGUGUAAAUUCAGUGCUGCUGCCUGUUGGACUACUAUUAGGGAUAAUAGUAUUUUUUAUCUGCUGCUGGAUAUUUUUAUAUGUGUACCAACCGGUCAAAUACAUAUUCCAUCCUUCAUAUUCUUUGCCACAGCAUUUCAAAGAGUUUUUAAGCAAGCCUUUUUACAGUUCACAGUCUCUUCAAUCAAAAGAAGAUUAUUCCUAUGAGAAGAUAACUAUUGUUUCAGAGAUCUCAAAAAAUGGUACUGAUGAAUCUAUGGAGGAACUAAACAAUGCAAAGAAGCAGCUUCAAAACUCCAGAGAGAUUUCUGAGGCCAAAAAAGUUUCAGACAGUCCACUUCUGUCCACUGUUCAUAUUGAAUGGUGCAAUGCACAGCAUUCUAAAGAAAUUUUACAAAGCUUCAGUUAAUAGUUUGCAUAUUACCAAUCCUAAAAUUGUGAUUUUCCAAAGUUUUAUCAAAACUUACAUUUAUUCAGCUAUAAGCUUUUGUAUAUAACAGCUCUGCAAUUUAAAGGUUUAUUUUUAUAGCAGUGAAGCACUUGUUUUACAGCAAAAUGUAGCCAAAUAUUUAUUAAGCAGAUUGCACCCUGCAUGAUUGACAUGAAAAUUUCAGAGUUUUUUUAAAGAACUAAGUUGUGCUUUCUACAUAACAGUUCAGAUUUAUUUUUAUGAGUAUUAUGUUGUCUAAAAAAAGAUUUAUGUGCUCUGAUCCACAUUUGUUUUAAAGUUCAUGCUAUGUGUUUCAAUUAAAUACAUAGUGUAAAGUUUGGAGGAGCACAUGGUUUGAAGCAGCUAAAGAUGCCCAACUGUAAAAACAGGCUUGUGUUUGCUCACUGGAAUAGGAAUAGUGAGCAUGUCUAACUGCAUGGGUCUACAGUGCAUUGCUUUUAGUAGAAUGUGUAUUUGAAGGGAAAUCUCUGCCCACAUUGUGGACCAACUAAUUGUGUGUAAAAACCAUUUUAAAGCGUGAAUAAAACUGUGACAUGAUGUCUGUGACAUGAUGAUCCAACUGGAUCUGUACAUGCUGCUUCUGCAUGAAGGUAAAGAUAGUUAAAUUCAUCUUAAUCUGUAUGAGGAACCAUGUACACAAAUGAGUGCACCAAAGUCCCGUCUAAGAGCUGGAAAGAAGGAAGGAUACUUCAGCCUUCUGGUACUCUCUCUCACUCUUCUGAACAGAUCAUUUGGACAGCUCCUAGAGCUAAAGCUCCAAUAUUGUCUAUUCAACCCAGUACAGUUGAGAAACAGCCUAAUGCUUCUUACACCUGCAGAGUUUAGCGAAAGUUAGUUUUGACUAAAUCCCAUUCUGCUUUCAGGAGAAUUUACUCAGGAUUUCCUUCUGCGUUUAUACUACUCAGAAAGAGUUUCAAUUUAUCUAAUGGAAUUUAUUUGGGAAGAGGGGCUGUUCAACAGAAGCCCCAUCUUGAGUUCUUGCAGGAUUCUACCCAUAGGCCUCAAACAUUGUUCUGGAGUUAAUUUAGGCCCAUUAUGCAUUGACGUGAUUCCCUCUUCAAGCAGCCUUUUUAUUUGGAUCAGAUUUUUAAUUAUGCAGCUGCUUCAAUAUAUGGUUCAGGUUAAAUUUUCCCUCAUGCAACUGCUCUGAAGUUACCACGCUUUUUUAAGGGGUGGAGAAAACCUGACCUUUUUUCCACUUUGCAGGGAAGGCAAAGUAAAUGUAUGUGCAAUGCCUCCUUCAGAUUUUUUCCUCCUCCCCUUUAUUCCUUUCCACACCCAUAAAAGUGUCCUCCUAUACUUGUAUCAUCCAGCACUCCUCCCACUUUUCCAACACCACCAGUCCUGCUGGCAGAAUGGUUCAAGUCUUUGCUAGGUUUCCCUAUGCUUGUUUGUAACUAAUACAGUUUCCCAGCAGAAAAAGUUCCAUUAUUGUGGCAUCCAGGGAAGGUGUUUUUGCUGCCUUCUUCAUCCAUACCAAAGAAUCAAUUAAAGUGUUAACUUUGAAAUAAAUGGAAAUCUAAAA
Molecule: messenger RNA, 2925 nt
Organism: Sphaerodactylus townsendi
Lineage: Eukaryota; Metazoa; Chordata; Lepidosauria; Squamata; Sphaerodactylidae
Gene: IL10RB
Product: interleukin 10 receptor subunit beta
Exons: 7
Coding region: 303-1358 (351 amino acids)
Molecular function (GO): interleukin-10 receptor activity; protein binding
Source: RefSeq, a predicted model, not a curated record